AUGUUACUCCAUGUGCCUUUGAAUGCUCGAAAGGUUUGCAUCAAACUGAUACUGUGUGAGGAGAGCCCUCGUCCGGUGUUGGCUUCAGACAAUACAGUCUUCGCUUUGAGAGAGGUUCUCAUACUAGCUGUGGUAGAACGAAAAAUUGACAGCCUCUACUUUUUCGACUUGACUGAAGAUGCCGAGAUGCUAUACCAGGUAGCUCAAUUAUUCCGAGUCAGCCUUGAAAUAUGCCCACGCUAUCAUGAUCGAUCGCUGUCCUCAAUUAGCAUAGCCGGGGUUCUUCGUUUCUCGCCGCAUUGUGGUCCUGGUGGUAUAGUUCCCGCCCGAAAUAUAGAAACAUCAUACUUCCUGAAGCAACUCGUCAUAACCAGCAGCAAUUUUACUUCUGACUGUUCAGUCGAGCCUAUGCUGAUGGCGGUCCUCACUCCCUGGGACAAAGUAGGCUGCCAGAUGAAAUUGUUAUCGGGUGAAGCCUGUGGAAUGCACACCUUCGGGCUGCAGGGCGAUGAGAGAUGCAGACUCAAUUGCCAAUCCAUUGAGCACUUGCCGCUUUCUGAACGCACUCUUGAGCAUAAAACGGCUCUCCUCCCUCGAGGACUCACUUUCUUUUCACUCUUCUUGUCACGGCCGGCACGAAACUCUGCUCUUGCCGUCAGAUUUUCUCAACAGGCUCAACACUCCUUCAACUCAGAACAUCAUAAUCAUCGCUUUGAGACCGUAGAUCCGUCGUGGGUAAAGACCGGAAGUGGCGGGCCGCUAGGUGACUAUGACUGGGGUAUAUCGUCAAGUUUACCUCAGCCUGUUGAGCAGGAUGGGGAGCAGAGUAACAAUGAGCCAAGUUCAUCUCCGGAAUAUGGGGCACCUGCCCCAAGCCCGUCUCUACUGGAACAAUACCAAGAAGAUCACGAGCAUGGCAGCCAGUCAGGCGUGGAACACAUCGCCCCCAGCACUGUUCAGAGCACCGAAGACACAGAGCCAACUGAACUACGAUGCGACGAGUGUGGGAAUGUUUACGCAAGGCUUUGGGAGGUGAAUCGCUGUAAGAUCAAGCAUGAGAAGCCGUUCAAGUGUAGAACGGGAGACUGUUCUUGGGCUUUCCGAUACAGAAAAGACCUCAAGCGACACUGCGAAGAGCGGCAUUUGGACAGGGAGGGCUAUUUCUGCCCGUUCGCCGGAUGCAAGUACUCGCAAGAGAAGGGUUAUGAAGAUUGGCAGCUUCAUGGAUCGACAGAGAUCAUCCCUCAAUACAAUGGAAAUGUCAUGCCGGGCAAACCGAGCUCUAGCCGUAGGCAACAACAAACUUCCCCCGGCCCCCAACGUCUAGCUCCCACAGCUCCCUGCCCAACCCCCGUUAGCGGAGAUUUCGCAAGCGAGAUGGCGCUGUCAGCCCUGGCGCUCAGCUGCGUCGAACCGGCCCAUUUUCAGAGCCCAUUCCCAGACGCCCACGAUAAAGACAGAGUGCGGCUGUUAGACGGAGAUUGUGGCCGCCGGGAUGGGCAGCAACUUGAAUAUCCUGAUCAUGCCAGCCUUAAGAAUGUCUCUGUGCCCCGCGCCAUGGAUGGCUGCUUGCGUGAGAGCCGCCGCCUCCACUCGACAAUGAACUCCUACGAUCCCGAAACCAUGGACCUUUGGGUUCCGGGUACGGAGGUCAAAGGCUCUGGGAAUCUGACCUGGGAGCAACUGGACUUCAACCGCAACUGCACGAACUGGGGUCAAUGGCUGGCUGCCAUGCUUCAACCUGAUCCAUGGGAUCCAAAGUCGACUCGAGGAAUGAGUGUUCAGCUGUCAAUGGCACUGUACUCGACGGCUAUGCCGAAGGGAUACGAGACGACCUACUCCGACGUAUCAUAUUGGUUCGCCUACAAUAUGUAUCAUACACCAUACCCGGAAAACUCGAGCGAUCCCACAUACUAUCUUUUCAGCACACGAUUCAAUGAAACCGUUCUAUGGGGCCCAAAAGAGCAUUGUGAGGCCGAAUUCUGCAAGGCCGUCGGAUAUACAGGAAGCCAAGAUCUCUGCGGUAUUGGAGUGGUGGUAUCCUACUACCUCGAAGCCAUCUUAGCAACGAUGUACCUUGUCGCAUUCACGAUUCAUCAAGUACGACACCACUUCAACAAGAACCUCUGGGAGAAGACGCGACCGAAGCAAAAACAAAGACUGAGCGGUCGCAUUCUCGACUCGUUCCGCGGAUCGCUCGACAUGUUCCUCAGCGGCUCAAUGCUGAUCGCAGUGGCCAUGUUGGGAGCUUCCGUCUACUCGGCCGCUACAAACUUCAAGGAGAGAUCGGAGAUCAACCCCGACCUCCCAUCAGCGGAUGCGAUUUACGAGCAAGCCUUGGCACUGAUCGCGUCCAACUACUCUGUGUUUCCGGUCAUGUUGCUCUACGCGCUAGCCAAGCACGAUGGCCAUCGCAAGUGGCUUCAUCGAUCUGUCCUUGGCCUCCUUUGGGGUUUGAGCGUGACGGUGGUGUAUCUGGCGCCAAGGGCGGAGAUAGAUUACAAGGAACGAAAGAGUGGGCACAGAAACUUUGACUGCGAUCAACGUGGCUCGCAGUACUGGCCCGUCGUCAAAGCCACUCAGUUCUUGGUCAUUGCGCUGCCGAUGAUAUGGCUCCUCCUAACACUGUUCGUUACCACUGGAUUUAAGAUUCCCGGCAUGAUCGAUAAGCCUUGGGUCAAGAGAUGGAGGUCUUGCUGGCGAAUGUUGGUCGCCUGGAUCAACCUGCUGGUCAUGUGGGGCAUACUAGGCUACUUUACUCACUUCCGCCAGAAGAUCAUCAACGCGGCUGAUGGCAUUGACAAGAACGAUAAGUGGACGUUUGGACAAGUUCUUGCUCUGGCAGCUUGGGUACCAGUCAUGGCUGAGCUGCUGUACAUACUAAUCUUCGGACUUGAGGAGGGUCUGUCAGGCCAUAUGCCUGCCGACUACCACGCGACCCAUGUCACGCAACCUGACCAGAACAUGGGAGUUCCUCUCCUCGACAGAGGUUCGAUGUACGACAUGAAGCACGCCUCUACCAUGUCAGCAAUGUCUGUAUCCACAACGUUAUCUUCGCCAGCGACUCCUGGGCAGGUACAAACGCCUAUGUGGCAGCAGAACUCUGGAUACCAACACAGCCCUGUGUAUCAGCCAGUUAACAUGCAACAGCCCCACGUUCAGCAUCAUCAAAGUUGGGACGGAUACUACCACACGGUCAAUAAUGUGUUAUACAAUGAGACUGUGGAAGUAGUUCAACAGAGUCUGAUCCGUUGUGAUGUCCACCAGCAAACAUAG
Molecule: messenger RNA, 3276 nt
Organism: Colletotrichum lupini
Lineage: Eukaryota; Fungi; Ascomycota; Sordariomycetes; Glomerellales; Glomerellaceae
Exons: 18
Coding region: 1-3276 (1091 amino acids)
Source: RefSeq, a predicted model, not a curated record